CCUUUCUUUCUCUCUCUUCUCUCCCCUCCACUCUUCCUUUUAUAUGAAUAUAUAUCUAUACUUUUAUUCAUAUGUACUAGUUCUAAUCCAUCAUGCAUUCAUCAUCCUCACCUCAUUUUCAUCGCAUUCCUCUCUUUUUUUUAAUCCAAUUUGUUCCAUUCUCAUGUUAAUUUCUCCGCCCCCUCGUCACAAUUGAAAUCAUUCCAGCUUUUUCCUUGAUGGGUUUUAGCUGUCUCCUCGUGAUCCGUGCACAGUGCUCUUGUCUUUUGAUGCCGUGAUUCGCAGUGGAAGAGUGGCUUUUUGCGUACCCAUUUGCUGAAUUCCGAGGAAACUGUUUCUGGGUUUUUGUCAGGAGUUGGGAAAGAGUUGAGCUUGUGAAGUCGUGGUUUGAUCCAGAAGAGCGUGCUUCCUGGAUAGUGGAUACCCAUUUGUAGAAUUCCUGGGUUUUCUCGGGAAAGCUCGUGAAGUGGGUUUCGUGCUUUGAUCCAUUCUUUCACGGUGGAAGAGAGUUUGUCUGGGUACCCAUUUGCUGAAUAAUUCUCCCAGUGUCUGUUUUCUGGGAAAAUUGUUUCCGUCUUUUCCUCGGGAGUUAAAGAAUGCUUUGAUCCAUAGAGUGGUUUUUUUUUUUUUUUUUUUUGAUACCUAUUUGCUGAAUUCUUCUCUCCAUGUUUGAUUUCUUGGAAAAUUGUUUCUGGGUUUUUCUCAAGAAAGCUUGUGAAGCGGGUUUCAUGCUCUGGUGAGGAAAAGUAAGGUUAUUGCUGACCUUACUGUCAGUCUAGAAAUAAGACAAAAUUCUUGAGCUGUUCAAGACUUGAGCUUUUGAUCAAUGGGGGAAGGCUUGUGACGACAAUGGAUCCACAAGCUUUUAUCAGGCUGUCAAUUGGUUCAUUGGGGUUGAGAAUUCCUGGACCAGCUCUGAAUGCUGCAAAAUCUGGAAUUCAUGCAGUCCCCUCUCCAUGUUCAUGUGAGAUCCGUCUUCGAGGUUUUCCGGUACAGACAUCAUCAGUCCCCUUAGUAUCAUCUCCUGAAGCUACUCCAGAUUCUCAUAGCAUUGCGUCAAGCUUUUAUCUUGAAGAAUCUGAUCUGAAAGCAUUGUUGGCUCCAGGAUGUUUCUAUGCCCCUCAUGCAUGUUUGGAGAUUGUUGUUUUCACAGGGCGGAAGGGUUCCCAUUGUGGUGUUGGCAUCAAAAGGCAGCAGAUUGGGACAUUUAAGUUGGAGGUGGGUCCUGAAUGGGGUGAAAAGAAGCCAGUGAUUCUUUUCCAUGGUUGGAUAGGAAUUGGCAAGAACAAGCAGGAGAGUGGGAAACCCGGAGCAGAACUACAUUUGAGAGUGAAACUGGACCCUGAUCCAAGAUAUGUUUUCCAGUUUGAAGAUGUGGCCACAUCAAGUCCUCAGAUAGUUCAGCUUCAAGGCACCAUCAAGCAGCCUAUUUUCAGUUGCAAGUUUAGCCGAGACAGGGUAUCCCAGGUCGACCCAUUGAGCGCCUAUUGGUCAGGUUCUGCUGACAGUUCUGAGCAAGAGACUGAGAGAAGGGAGAGGAAAGGUUGGAAGGUGAAGAUACACGACCUCUCUGGCUCGGCUGUUGCAGCAGCCUUCAUAACCACUCCCUUUGUGCCAUCAACAGGUUGUGAUUGGGUUGCCAGGUCCAACCCAGGAGCUUGGUUGAUCGUUCGCCCUGAUGCUUGCAGGCCUGAGAGCUGGCAGCCCUGGGGAAAGCUUGAAGCAUGGCGUGAGCGUGGCAUCAGAGACUCCAUUUGUUGCCGUUUUCACCUUCUCUCUGAAGGCCAGGAUGGAGGCGAGCUUCUCAUGUCCGAGAUUUUCAUCAAUGCUGAAAAGGGCGGGGAGUUCUUCAUAGACACCGACAGACAAGUCCGUGCAGCAGCAACAACUCCAAUCCCAAGCCCACAAAGCAGCGGCGACUUUGCAGCACUGGCUCCAGCCGUAGGGGGGUUCGUCAUGAGCUGCAGAGUACAAGGGGAAGGGAAGAGCAGCAAGCCUCUGGUUCAGCUGGCCAUACGGCACAUCACUUGUGUGGAGGAUGCUGCCAUCUUCAUGGCACUGGCUGCAGCUGUUGAUCUCAGCAUAGAGGCAUGCAGACCCUUCAGGAGGAAGUUCAGGAGGGGGAACUGCCAUUCUUUAUGAAAAUGUACUCUAGUUUUACAUAUAAAAUAUAUGGAGAAAAGGAGAGAUUUGGAUGAAGAAAGAAUGACUGGGUUUUUCCUUUGAUUGUUGUAACAUUCUGACUUGUACAGGAUCUUCUGGUUUAAACUAAUUUAUUCAGUAGGAGACAUUUCUGCAAA
Messenger RNA from Vitis riparia (riverbank grape), 2300 nucleotides. RefSeq lists its product as uncharacterized. The transcript has 3 exons. The record is from RefSeq and is a predicted model, not a curated record. Bases 850 to 2142 code for a protein of 430 amino acids. NCBI's taxonomy places the organism in Eukaryota, Viridiplantae, Streptophyta, Magnoliopsida, Vitales, Vitaceae.